Molecule: messenger RNA, 5569 nt
Organism: Drosophila biarmipes
Lineage: Eukaryota; Metazoa; Arthropoda; Insecta; Diptera; Drosophilidae
Exons: 13
Coding region: 221-5206 (1661 amino acids)
Source: RefSeq, a predicted model, not a curated record
CUUUUCCAAUGCGUUCAAAAGCGCCGUGCCGCUCAGAAUAGCUUCGACCGACGAGCGGAACGGACGUAUACGGAAUUUCCGAGCCGCGGAAAAUCGCGAGAACCCGAGAGAGUGACCGAAGAAAAUUCCGCGGCGGGGCGGACGAUCGAGCGUGCAUAGGAAAAGUGCAAUGGCGUAUCGGGCAGAGUAAACAAACAAGGCCCGAUUGAGCGAUAUCGAGAUGGACUGGGACAAACCGCCGCCACCUCCGCAACCACCGCCGAAGCCCCGGCGAACCCGAUCCCGGCAGAAUGUCCUGCACUACGAGUCGCUGCCCACCGCUCCGCCGGCGAUGUGCGGUCGCGCCGAGGAGAACAUCUUCCAGUUUCCGGCCGUGGCCUCGCGGGCCCGCAAUCUCUCCGCCUCGCCCAAGUUCGAGCGGCGGGAGGCCAAGGACCUGCCCGUUUGCGAGCUGGGCAAGCACUCGUGCUCCAAGUGCCAGCCGUAUAGGGCGGACCGGGGCACCAUCGAGCCGCUGAAGACGCGCCUUAACUCCGCCAUCGAGGCCAUGGAUGAAAUGACGCGUACCUACCACCUGCUGGAGGGAUUCCUGGAGCACCGACUGGCCACCAUUGCCGACAACGAGGCGGGCGAACGGGAGGCGGAACUGGCCGCGUUGGACGACGAUGUGCCCUCCACCAGUCAAGCCAGCCGGCAGCGUCCUCCCACCAAGCCACCACGCUCCAGCAACAGCGACCACCAGUUCGAGUUGGAGCACUCGCUCACCUGGCUGGAGUCCCUAAUGGGCACCGAGGUGAUUCCGCCCUUUAAACAGGGAAAGUUCAGGCGAAUUCGCGAGCGCAGCAAGUCCAUGAUGGACGAGGACCUCAACAUGUUCAUGAAGGGCGAUCGUCCCGGCUUAAAGCUCAGCGCUUCGAGACCCUAUCUCUUGAGACGGCAGAGCACCUACAGCGACAACAAGGCCAAGGUGUCCAAGUGGACCAAGGUAAAGGCGGCCUUCAAGUGGGAGCGGGCCAAUGUACCGCCCUCGGGACCAGGCGGUCCGGAAAACAGUAUCUUGAUGCCACUCAACCACGAGGUGGAGAGAUACCUCAAGGUGCCCAUUAGCACGGCGGCUGGAAGCAGUUCCGCGGACAGCAUCAUCAGCUCCUCCUCCGGCCAUAUAAUGAGUGACACGGGCGGGACACCCGGCACUAUGAGUUCGGCCAGCUCCAUGGAUGAUCUUGAGACGGUCAGCCGACAGAGUUAUCGUCGCGAUUCCUCCAAGAGUGAUACACGCUGCGACUCCCGCACCUCCAACUUUGAGGUGGAGCUGCGAAAAUCCGCCACGGACGAGCGCCUGGACAAUAUCAAAUCCGCCGCCCCUCCAUUACCAGCAAAGUCCUCCUCCAGCAAAUCGCUGCGGCGAUCCAAGGCCUUCUCAGACUUUGAGGUCCUGCCCGAGGAUCAUGUGGCGGAGAUUAAGGCCACCAGCAGCCGGCGGCAGAAGUUGCCGCCUAGUCCACUUAAUCUCAACCAGGUUAACCAGAUAUACAGUGAUCUGCCACAACUGCACUCUCCCCUGAAGAGUCCCAAGGACUCGCGCAUGCGUCGUGUCCACUCGCCGGGUACCUCCUCCGUGCCCAGCAGUCCCUCUAGGCAUUCGGAUUUCUUUGGUGAAUUUGAGAGCGAGGAUCUGUCCAGUGGCGAUUUCUCGGAGCCCACUACGCCAAACUGUAAGAAUUUCCCACAGAACGAAGAUGACGAGGUGUUUCAACAUUAUCAACUUCUCGUACUCAAACUAGAUUCGGAGUUUAAGCACAAGCAACGCGAGUUGGAGCGUUCCAGCGCCAGCAAUCGCAGCAUCAAAAUGGGCAGUGGAGCAGCAACUGGCGGAGCAACUGGCAGGGGCAAGCGGAGCACCGAGGAGCACUCGCCCACCCAACUGCUGCACAACGAACUCAUGUCCACCGCCCAGCUGGAGCAGAAUCUCACUCCGCAGUUCAAGAAGAAGUUGCAGAAGUGGCGGGUCAAGCAGCAGAAUUGCUCGGGAGGGUCGUACGCCUCCUUGGAGCCCGCGGCCAGUCCCACGGCCAAGAGCCAAAGUUGCGAGGUUAAGCCCAAGAUCGACUGGAACCUGUGGAGCAUGGGUCAGCUGAAGCUGGAGGGCCAGGGUCUGUGUGCCCUGCCCGAUCAGAAGGAUUUGCCCGAGAAGUUCCAGAAGAAGUUGGAGCAAUGGAACCGUUUGAAGUGCGCGCCUGGCGGUGGCACCACCUCUGACAAUGACUCGCUGAAACGUGGCUCCAAGCAUAGUCAGUCUACGAGAAGGGGUUCGGAUGAUGAUCGCUGGUACAAGCACAGGCCGCACGACAAAGAGAAAUUGUCCCGCCUCAAAGCCAUUGUGGUGCCGGAUCACACCAAGAAGAUCGAGGUCAAGACUUCGGACGGGGAGGUGAUGAAGUUCGAGGGAAUCUCGAGGAAGUUCACCAGAAAGCUGUACGAGUGGGAGAAGGCCAGGGGCAUAGGGCCAGAGUCCUCGACCUUCGCCCUCCUGCAUCCUGGAUACUGCCCCAUAGAUGUGAGGCGGAUUAACAAGGAUUGCAAUAAAGUGGCAGCGGAUCACUCUCCCACGCUAAGUAGGUCCCUCUCCCUGGACAGCGUGUCGCCCAACUGCAACCUGGCCCAGGGCAUCUCCCAGCAGGCUUCCUCCCUGUCCCUGAACGACGUCAACGAUCUGAAGGAGAUCGAGGACAGCACGGAUGCCCUCACCGAUCACGAGUUCAAGAAGUACGACGAACCGGAGGCAGUGAUGGUGGAGGUGGAGGAGCACAUCCACGACACCGCCUCGCCACUGGUCACCGCCCACACGCUGGUGGAGCAGCAGACGCCCAUCUACAAGUACGAGGAGGUGCAGUGCAACGACUAUGUCAACUCGCGUCGCGUCCAGAGCUUCGAGUCGCACACAAAUCUGGCCCCCUUGCUGGGAGCACUGAAACGUGCCGAUGAGCUGUUUGGCCAGCUGAAGAAUGCCUCACCCGAUCUGCUGGAUCACCCGUCCAUGCGGGACUGCCAGGCCGCAUUGCUGAGCAUUCGUAGCAUUUAUCCAUACUACUCCAACAACCUGAUGAAGGCGGGCGUGCUCAACGCCAUAUCCGAUGUCCAGAGCGAGCUGGGACGACUUGCCGAGCUGAGUCUAAAAUCGCCUUUGGAUGAGGCCUGCUGCCAGGAAACGAUGCAAGAGCGCACACUGGAGUAUCUGGAGGAGCUCCAAGGGCUGCAUGAAUCCCUGCAGUGUCUCAAGCUAAGCAUACAGGGCGGAACGAAUCGCUAUCCCCGGGACAUCGUGCCGGAUAUCAGCAUAACCUGCGAGGAUGGUCAGCAGUUGGACUCCAGUUCCGCGUACGCCACCUGCGACAAUUCCAGCCGAGAUCGCCUGGCCCAGGACGACAAUAGUGCCAGUGCUGCCUCGCCCAUGGAGCACGAAACGGAGACCAGCACCACCACGGGCACUUUGUGCCGCUCCAGCUUGCCCACCGUGAAUGCCAUUCCGAGUGCCAAUGGAGUUACCAAUGGUAUAAGCAACGCAAAUGCCUGUGCCAAGAAGAAGCUGCUGCGCCUGCGCAAAAUGGGUUCCCGGCAGAACAGCAAAACGGAGAGCGACAGCAGUGAUGCGGAUACCCACUCCGUGAUGGAGACACCGCGGAGAUUGCGCCGCAAGAACUUCCGGCUGAAGCAGCGCUCGCUGGAUGACGACUUUCGGCUGAGUUCCACGACCAAUGAACAGGAGAUGGCCACUGCCGGUGGGGAUAUCGUCUACGGUUCGCUGAAAGUCAAGCCGGGGGAACUCAUCGAGCAGAGUCAGUGUGUGGCCACUGCUGCAUCCAUCUCUUCGUCGACAUCCAGCACUCCGCUCACUUCAACCACUCCAUCGUCCAUAGUUACGCCACCCAGCAAACUGGGCGCCUUUAUUCCUCCUCCCCUGCCGGAGCCCAAUCGAGCCUACAACACCAAUGCGAAUGUCUUCGUGAAGACCAAACGGAAAAUCUUCACCACCAUCCUAGAACCAAGUGCCGCGGAGGGCAUAGCUGUGAUCGAAAAGGAACUGGAGAGUCCCACGGAGGAGAAGUCGGAUAAGUUGGCUAAGGCGGAGAAGUCCAAGUGCCUGCCCAAGCCACUCAGUCUGUACAAAUCCAUUAGCUUGGAACGCUUAAAGCAGCCGCCCGUUAAGGAGGACCUGCGUAAAUGCCAGAGCAGUGAGACCUUCCGGCGGGGAGGCCUCUUCGUCCCGCCUCCUCUAGCCAGCGACAGCAUGGAGAGGUUGGCGGAGUCCAAGAGAAAUCACGAGCUGAGCAAUCCCCCAGUUCCACCAAGGAAGGCUCAUCUUUACAAGAAAAACUCGCUGCACAAGUCGCACAGUGCUAAUGCCAGCCAUCGCAUUGAGCACAAGAUAGCCAAGACCAGCUCUGGACCCAGCUUCUCCAGGGUGCAUCCUCCGCCGCCUGCGCCAAUUCCCUUGACCCUGCCCAAUAAGGAGGAUAACACCCUGCCCAGGAUACAGCGGAAACAUCCCAAUACGCCCACCAAGGCCAAGCAGUUUGAGUUCCCGCCUCCGCAAACUCUGAUCUUAGAUCGCCCGGCUACUCCACUCUCGGAGAGGGCUAGACGCCUGCAGUUGGCCAAGGCGCAGUUCCUGCAGAGUGCUCCGGUCACUCCCCGCCAGGAACCCCAGACACCCAGCAAGGCAACGGAUUCGGUGGUGCUCCAAAAGAGCAUCAGUGCGGGCAGCAUGAGGGGAGGAGCAGGAGCAGCUGCCCAGGAGGCCAGCAGGCAACAGCAAUAUCACGAAGUUUCCACGGACCAGGAGAGUGUGGGCACUUCCAGUGCCUACGACAGUUUGCCCCGAGCCGUCAGUCGGAGUGCCAAGAUAUCCAGCAAACUGGGUUUCGCCACACUCACCUCAAAGUUACGUAGGGGCAACAAGAAGCCCAAGGAUCCACCUCCAAGUCCGGGGAGCGCUCUAUCCGCCCUUUGUCGGCAAACCCUCAUGGCCGAUGCCAUUCCCCAGGCUUUCGGGGCGGAGAAGCCACCACCCAGUCCCACUGGGCGGAAUGUCUCGAAGUCCCAGAGCUCGCCACAGGCCGCAGGUCCUCCGGCCAUCAGUCUCGAGGGCAUAAACAAGUCCCUGAGCGAGCAGUAUGUGCGCCAGCUGAAGGAGAGCGACGUCUAGUCAGAGUCCCCAGUCCCAAGUCCAGAAUCUAGUCAUAGGAGUAAUCAGUAGAGUCCCUGUGCGAGCAAAAUGAGUGCAUUUUAGGGUCAUCCCAGGGCACGGUUGCCAUUAAAAAUAUCUAAAAAUAUAGCUAUUUGGUAUUCAAAUUGAUUAAAAUCUUAAAAAAAACCAAAGUGAAUGGCAACCAUCUGAAACCAAAGUAAAGAUACUCAACGAGCCAUUUAUGCAAAAUCGAAUUCAAAGCAAUUAGAUCUUCAGGUGUAGUUACUAAAAUCUUUUUUUUACUUCCUACGAAAUCGAAAAAGCAUUUUAGGUUGUUUUUGUUUUUAUAACUAACCGAAAAAUAUAUGAAUUAAAAAGAAA